AUGGCAGCUGAGAUAGCAGCCCUUGAAGCUAAUCAAACUUGGGAAUUAACUACCCCACCUAAUGGAAAAUCUCCCAUAGGGUGCAGAUGGGUUUACAAAGUCAAACUCAGGUCAGAUGGGACAAUUGAGAGGUACAAAACCAGAUUAGUGGCCAAGGGUUAUACCCAACUAGAAGGAUUUGACUAUUAUGAUACUUUUUCCCUAGUUGCUAAAAUGGUAACUGUUAGAACCAUUUUGGCUCUUGCUUCCAUUUUCAAUUGGCAUCUCACACAAUUAGAUAUCAACAAUGUUUUCUUGCAUGGUGAUCUUCAUGAAGAAAUCUAUAUGAGUUUACCACUAGGAUUUGCUAAACAGGGGGAGAAUAAACAAGUUUGUAAAUUGCUUAAGUCUCUUUAUGGUUUGAAGCAAGCCUCGAGACAAUGGUUUAGCAAAUUUUCAGGAACUUUGAUUUCACAUGGUUUUAUCCAGUUUGCUACAGACCACUCCCUUUUUACUAAGAUCUCGGGUUCAUCCUUCAUAGCCCUACUUGUGUAUGUGGAUGACAUAUUAAUAGCAUCCAAUGACAUGAAUGCUAUUGAAGAACUCAAGUUAUUUCUAGAUAGCAAGUUCAAAUUAAAGGAUCUAGGACCUUUAAAAUAUUUUUUGGGCAUCGAGAUAGCUAGAUCGGCUAAUGGAAUUUCACUUAGCCAAAGAAAAUAUGCACUGGAGAUUCUUGAAGAUAGUGGGAUGUUGGGGAGUAAAACGCAAAAGUUUGCAAUGGAGCAAAACUUAAAACUAAGCAAAAUGGAAGAGACUUUGCUUGAUAAUCCAACAGCAUAUAGAAGACUAGUUAGUAGAUUAAUAUAUUUAACCAUCACAAGGCCUGAUAUCUCCUACUCAGUACAAGUUCUUUCUCAAUUCAUGGAUAAGCCUAGACAUACACAUCUUGCAGCAGCAAAUAGGGUGCUGCAGUACGUCAAGGGGACUCCUGGACAAGGCAUUUUUUUGUCCUUUAAAUCAAAGCUGCACCUAAAGGCCUUUGUAGAUGCAGACUGGGCAGGUUGUGUUGACACCAGAAGAAGUGUCACUGGUUUCUGUAUCUUUCUUAGAGAUUCACUGAUUUCAUGGAGAUCUAAGAAGCAAACGACUGUCUCUAGAAGCUCUGCAGAGGCAGAGUACAGAUCUAUGGCAUCAACAGUAUGUGAAUUAACAUGGUUGGUUCAUUACUCAAGGAUUUACAUGUACCUCACUCUCAUCCAGUUUUGUUAUUUUGUGAUAGCCAAGUAG
Molecule: messenger RNA, 1266 nt
Organism: Carya illinoinensis
Lineage: Eukaryota; Viridiplantae; Streptophyta; Magnoliopsida; Fagales; Juglandaceae
Exons: 1
Coding region: 1-1266 (421 amino acids)
Source: RefSeq, a predicted model, not a curated record